Monopterus albus (swamp eel) is the source of this 3588-nucleotide messenger RNA. RefSeq names its product exostosin glycosyltransferase 2 (gene ext2). Bases 168 to 2333 code for a protein of 721 amino acids. Gene Ontology annotation, molecular function: glycosyltransferase activity. NCBI's taxonomy places the organism in Eukaryota, Metazoa, Chordata, Actinopteri, Synbranchiformes, Synbranchidae. Gene Ontology annotation, cellular component: membrane. The record is from RefSeq and is a predicted model, not a curated record. The transcript has 15 exons.
AAGGCUGAAAAAUUUGCUGGGGCGCUAAUGUUAGCUUGAAGCAAGGUUAGCAUUAACAGUAUUAUUGAGUGUAUAUGUUUUUUUCCAUUGUUGUCAUGAAUUAGGAUUGAAUUGUCGAAUCCCGUUCCGUUAGCGAUCGUGGCUGGCUGGACAGAGAGCUGUCAGGCAUGUAUGCCUCUAGCAAAUACAGUAGUCGGGGCCCUGCUCUUAUCCCACGGAUGAAGACCAAGCACCGCAUUUACUACAUCACCCUUUUCUCUGUGGUACUGCUUGGACUAAUUGCCACUGGGAUGUUUCAGUUCUGGCCCCACUCCAUUGAGUCCACAGCUGACUGGUCCCUUGAUAAACGCAGUGUCCAUGAUGCACCUCUCAUCCACCUGCCUGUCUCUAGUCCCAUUCCUGAAAGAGGUGACCUCAGCUGUCGCAUGCACACCUGUUUUGAUGUGUACAGAUGUGGCUACAAUCCUAAGAAUAGAAUUAAGGUCUACAUCUACCCUCUGCAGAGGUUUGUAGAUGAAGUCGGGGUUCCCAUCAGCAGCAUUGGACUGUCUCGGGAGUAUAAUGACCUGCUCGGUGCCAUUUCUGACAGUGACUUUUACACUGAUGACGUCACCAGAGCCUGUCUUUUUAUCCCUUCUAUUGAUGUGCUGAAUCAGAACUCUCUCCGUAUUCGAGAGACUGCCCAAGCUCUGGCAAUGCUACCCAGAUGGGACAAAGGAAUGAAUCACCUACUUUUCAAUAUGUUACCUGGAGGCCCUCCAGAUUACAACACUGCCUUGGAUGUGCCCAGGGACAGAGCACUGCUGGCUGGAGGUGGUUUUUCUACAUGGACCUACAGACAAGGUUAUGAUGUCAGCAUCCCAGUUUACAGCCCCCUUUCUGCAGAUGUUGAGCUGCCUGAGAGACAGCCUGGCCCACGGCGCUACUUUAUUCUGUCUUCUCAAACCGCCAUUCACCGAGAGUACCGUGCUGAACUGGAGCGCUUGAAGGAAGAAAACGGAGAAGCGCUGCUGCUCCUGGACAAAUGUAGCAACCUCUCCCAUGGUGCUGCCUCUGCACGAAAACGCUGCUACAAGGGGCAGGUGUAUGACUACCCACAGAUCCUGCAGGAAUCUUCGUUCUGUGUAGUUUUGAGGGGGGCACGUUUGGGUCAGGCUGCCCUGAGUGAUGUGCUGCAGGCUGGCUGUGUCCCUGUCAUCCUUGCUGACUCUUACAUUCUGCCAUUCUCUGAAGUACUUGACUGGAAAAGGGCAUCUGUGGUUAUUCCUGAGGAAAAGCUAUCAGAGAUGUACACUAUCCUAAAGAGUAUUCCUCACAGACAAGUUGAAGAGAUGCAGAGACAGGCACGCUGGUUCUGGGAGGCCUACUUCAGCUCCAUGAAAGCUAUUGGACUGACGACGCUCCAGAUCAUCAAUGACCGUAUCUACCCAUAUGCUGCACGGACUUAUGAGCAGUGGAACAAUCCACCUGUGGUUAAGUGGUCCAGUGUAAACAGCCCUCUGUUUUUGCCACUUAUCCCGCCAAGGGCACCUGGGUUCACAGCAGUGGUGCUGACGUACGAUCGUGUUGAGAGUCUUUUCCGGGUCAUCACUGAAAUCUCCAAAGUACCUAGCUUGGCAAAGCUGUUGGUGGUGUGGAAUAACCAGAACAAAAGUCCUCCAGAGGGUGCUAUAGGCACAAGGAGAACAUGCAAACUCUGCAAUAAAGUUGUACGCACCAAAGAGAAUAAGCUGAGCAACCGCUUCUUCCCCUAUGAUGAGAUCGAGACAGAGGCUGUGCUAGCAAUAGAUGAUGACAUCAUCAUGCUGACAUCUGAUGAACUGCAGUUUGGCUAUGAGGUAUGGAGGGAGUUCCCAGACAGGUUGGUGGGCUACCCAGGCCGGCUGCACCUCUGGGACCAUGAAAUGGGGAAGUGGAAGUACGAGUCAGAAUGGACCAACGAGGUCUCCAUGGUUCUAACUGGAGCCGCUUUCUAUCACAAGUACUUCAACUAUUUGUACACAUACAAGAUGCCAGGAGACAUCAAGAACUGGGUGGACGCCCACAUGAACUGUGAAGAUAUUGCCAUGAACUUCCUGGUGGCUAACAUCACAGGCAAAGCACCCAUAAAGGUGACCCCCAGGAAAAAGUUCAAGUGUCCUGAGUGUACUGCCAUUGAUGGACUGUCCCUGGAUCAGACACACAUGGUGGAGAGAUCUGAGUGCAUCAACAAGUUUGCAUCCGUUUUUGGCACAAUGCCUCUGAAGGUGGUGGAACACCGUGCAGAUCCUGUGCUCUAUAAAGACGACUUCCCAGAGAAGCUCAAAAGCUUCCCCAACAUUGGCAGCCUCUGACCAUCCGGUAGCAGAUGUUUGGACUUCGUCUCAGCCUCAGAGCAAGAUUCAGCAUCUUUUAUUUCAAGGUGUCAUUAUGUGGACUAAAGUGGUAAUGCUCUUGUCACAUCUCACUUCAAGUGACUUGUACAAGAUAUUAAUUUAAUAUCUUGAGUGACAGAGGACAGAAAUCUGAGAAUGGUGGUGAGUAGGAUUGCAGUGAUUUGUUUCUUAACAUAAAAGAUGUUUUCAAAUAUUUAUCAAAACUAAUGUAUAGACUCAUAAACUGCUAUUGGAGGCUCACCCUAAUAUUAGACAGGCUGACUGAAGCUUGUGGUCCUUCCCUGUUACUGCUUUGGAGUUGUAAACUCCACUCUGGAAUCAGUGUAUACAGUGUAUAUAUUUGUAUUUUGCAGCAGUGCUGCAUGAUAGUCAUAAUUUAUGAUGCUCCAUCAAGGAUUUUCUAUUUUUUCCUUUUCAGAAACUUACAUGGACCAGAUCCUUAUAUAUAUGAAAAGAAAAAGUGAUACGUGUUUAUUUACAUGAUAUAUAAUACUGUACAUGUGUAAACUGCAUAUAUACUGUAUGUAGGUAGACUUUUACUAAUGGGUAUUUGAAUGUGAUGGCAUACAGCAUGGUGGCUAACAAACAUACUGUAGAUGUUUCACAGUCAGGUUAGGUUGUUAGAAGAAACUAGCACCUUAAAUCUAAGUUUUAGAGUGAGUAACUCUAACUGCUGAGUAAAAAAAAAAAUAAAUGCAGACCUCCUUGAACAUCUUGGGUUUUGGUUUUUAUGUUUGAGCAAACCUGAAUUUUAUAUGGAUAUAUGACAAGCAGUGGUGUUAAUUGAAGCGUCCACUGCAUAAUUUCCUGAGUUAAGUGUAUGAUCACUGCACAAGCUCCUAUGCUGAUAUGUAAUAUGUAUGUUUGCCAUGCACUUGAAGACCUUUUGUAUAGUGAAUAAUGGACAAUUCCAAAAACACACUUUUCAAAACAGAUAUGUAUAAACUGUUGAUGCAAUGCUUUACCUUAUGUUGUCAUGUUUUCUGUUGUGUGUGUUUAUAGUUUUUUCCUUUUCAUCACUAAUUACGUAUUUAGACUAUAACAUUGAGAACAGUGCAGUCUGUCAGAUGUUAACACUGCCUUGUGAUAUUUUUGCCUUUUUUCAUUAUUUUCAUGAGGUCUGAAAUUGUUUAAAAGAUUCUGACUGAGUUUAUAAAAUAUUUUGACUGAGUUUAUGUAUCUGUGUGUACAUAUGACUUCAUAAUACACAAGA